UCGCUGUAGAUACCCCUACUUUUAUGAAGAUUCUAUCAUUUACUAUUCAGAUCGUUGCCUUCUCAGUCGACACUGGUCUUAUCACCCAUGAUGGAUGAUCCAGUACAUUGCGAUUUGAGAUGUCUGAUCACGUGCUGCCGCGUUAGCAUUGACGCGUGAGCAACGCGUUCCCCGCAAGGCUACUAAUUAUUGCCCGAUCUGGAAGCAGGGUGCAUGAUGACGACUGAUGUCUCGUAUCAGCGAACGGAAAACACGUGAAGACCACAGCGGCGAUGAUUACAGGACGAACAGUGAUUAUAAUUGUCGUCAUGCCGUGACUCGGAAGUUGAUCAUUAUGCGCCAGCCCGAAGUGUUUUCACGCCGUUCCCGCGCUCCUCAGCAACAGAGGUUUCCAGGUCGCACUUCAAUCGUCCAACCCCGGAGAACAGACGCUUAUUCCGCCACCGCGGCGGAGACGGCGAAGAAACAAGCUACGCUCACCCAGAUCGAUUUCGUUUCUACGCCACCCGUGCGCGGCGGCGAUCGGAGGGGUCGAGACAGCGAAGCCGACGAGACGGACAGCGACGAGGACGAUAUCGUCGAAUGUUCCCCGCUUCAGUAUGGAGUUAAGGAUGAAGACGACAACCCCGACGAUUUCGAUUUCGACGAGCCCGCACCCCCUCGCAAGAAGGCCAAGCGGAGCCCACCAGAGCGAGCGAAUUCCACGACAGCCAGAGCUGCAAGGGCGAGGGCGAGUGCGAGGGCACAGUCGACGCUGACACAAGCCUGGGAUGGCUCAACUCCUGGUUUGACUUCGCGACCGAGCGUCAUCUCCGACAGCGAUGAAGACGUUGAGAUCACGUCUGUAUCUGCUCCACAGUCGCCAGAACUUAUCUCACAUCAACAUCGAAUCGCCUCUCCUAAGAAAAGCAAUCACUCGCGGCGAGUAGCAUUUUCUCCUGACCGGGGCAUUACAACGCGGACGACGGAUCCGACGAUUAAAAGUGAGCAUGUUGUGCAAUCUUUGAGCAAUCCUGUAGCUCCAUCGCCGAAAACUCCGCGCACCGUAAGGUGGGAAGUCCCGUCUUCCCAGACGCCGGCGAGUAUCAAGUUAUCGGCCGAAAGUAGUCCCGGUCUGCGGGACGUACUGAAUCGUUCUCCACUAGGAAAGCACACUCCAAAUCCGCAACGAGAGCGGAUCGUACAGGAGACUUGCGCGAGUGAGAUCACCCUGGAGCAUGCUCCCUCGAGGACGGCAAGGAAAGGCUCACCUUCCCAAGUCGGAGCUGUGGCACCAGUGACAUUGGCGCAAUCAUCGGUUUUUCAAAUGGAGCAGGAAGGAUCUCCGACGCCGAAGAAGCCCACAUUGAGGCACAUCUUUACUGUGGCAGAUUCCGACGAUGAAGCUGAAAUCUCGUCGGCCUCGAGAACAGGCGAUCAAGAUCAACUUCAAAGCGCACUGGAGGAGAGCUUGCGACUUCGGGAUUAUACUCAAUUCCAACCUUCGAAUGCAUUCACCCAGUAUCCACAGACUUACGAUCCUGUCAAUGCUGCCCUUGAUCGAGAUGCGGCACGGUAUGAGGAUGACACGCCGACACAGUCUUACGCCAGUGCACGAAAGGCUACUCAAGAUGUUCUGAGGCCGCAAAUCAAACCAAAUCGCACUCCGACCGGGAAGACACGGGCAAACGCACACUCCACAGCCCAGUCUCUCGUCCCCAGUUCACCCAUCUUCAUCCACCGCAACGCGUCCGACUCCUCGUUGAACAUUAUCAUCAGCAGCUCAGCUCCGCGUGGCCCAGAAUCAGAAGACGCAACGUUGACGAUUCCCGACUCUCCCCAUGUCAUCGGCACCGUCACGCCUCGCAUCCGUACAUCACAGAUGAGCACCGUCGUACCUUCCUCGCCGGAGGAGUUCCUCGCGCGGCUGAAGUCCGCCCGUAAGGACUUCGACGACGAAGACCUACCCGGGGAGACGCCACGACGGCGAGGGACGGCUGACAGACCCGAUCAGCAAAUUCAGACGGUACUCUCGAGUUCGCCCAUUCCGUUACCACCUUGGUCGGAGGAUGACAUGCAGACUCGGAUCCAGACGAGGGGUUUUAGACUAGACAGUGAUGAUCUCUUCGACGGGAGCCUUCCUCCUCCGCCACCGGGUUGGUCAGAAGCCCCUGGCGGAGGGAGUGAUCUCAAUUUGCAUAGCUCGAACAAGAAACGGAGGUAGAACGCAUGUGCGAGAGACUUGGGUGUGGACGGGUCACGGAGACGUUGCAUCGCUAAGUACAUCGUAGGAAGAGCAAAUUCUAAGGCUUUCUUUCUCCCUUUGUGUUUUCAA
Messenger RNA from Dissoconium aciculare CBS 342.82, 2314 nucleotides. RefSeq lists its product as uncharacterized. NCBI's taxonomy places the organism in Eukaryota, Fungi, Ascomycota, Dothideomycetes, Mycosphaerellales, Dissoconiaceae. Bases 227 to 2203 code for a protein of 658 amino acids. The transcript has a single exon. The record is from RefSeq and is a predicted model, not a curated record.